Maylandia zebra (zebra mbuna) is the source of this 742-nucleotide messenger RNA. The record is from RefSeq and is a predicted model, not a curated record. Lineage: Eukaryota; Metazoa; Chordata; Actinopteri; Cichliformes; Cichlidae.
GGCAGCUCGAGAAGUGAAGGAGACGCACAGCAGCAGAGAUCCUUCAUAUCUGAGAAGAACAAACCAGUUGAAGACUGAGCCUUCAGUAGAUCCUCCACUAGAUACUUGAAAAGCUUUAAGAUGAAGACAAGUGUUGCCAUCCAGUGCAUCGUUCUCCUGGCCUGCAUGGCCCUUUGCACUUCAUUAAUUGUUCCAAGGUGCCGGUGUUUGAAGACCAGUAAGUCUGUAAGAGGUCCCAUCACUGAAGUUAAGGUGGAUGAGCCUCGUCAAUACUGCAACAGGAGAGAAGUCAUAGUCACACUGAAGGAUGGGAGUGAACGGUGUCUCGAUCCUCAGUCAAAAUUCAUCAUAAUGCUGCUAGAAAAACUGAAUCAGAUGAAAAAUACGACAGUCAGCCCUCAAACAACGACAGCAUCGGCUGCAGUGCCAGAAUCAUCAUGAUGCACUUUGCAUGUUUAGUGCUGUUACAACAUGUGUGGAUUAAGAAGAAGGAGCAGCACAGCUCUCGUUCUCAUCACAAAAUAUAAAUGCAUUUAAUUCCUCAGCCUGUCUUCAGGCUUAAGUUGUGAUUACUAAGCAUAUGCACAUUUAUAUAUCUGCAUCUAUAUAUAUUUAUUUUUGUAAAGUAUGUAACACAAACAUUAAUUUAUUUGUGCUAUUUUAACAUUUUCACAGGUGAAUUUAAUGUACAUUUGUACCAUGUUUGUCUCUUUGAUUCUGAAAUGUACAACAGUGACUCCAA